UAUCUCCCUGGUCAGCCACGGAUAGGCUUAGAGGAUCCAGAGUUGCCCACUUACCUCCACUCCGAAUUUGUCACCCCGGAUUUGGAUCGACUGGGACCGCAUCUCUGGCUCGUGGCCAAACAGGACAGUACCCAUAUCUCCUCACUCACAGAACAAGCCGUGCGCGGUCGUCGAGUGGUUAUCACCGAGAAUCCAGAGCUCCAUCUGGUCUGGGCCUACGAUAUCGUCUACCUGAAACCCAUCCCCAAGUACCUCCUUUCACACCCCUUCUGGGAAUUCUAUCUCACCCGGCAGAACCCUGUCGUGUCUAAUGAUACUGCCCGAGAGGCAAUCGUGCGAGGGGCACGAGGCUUUUUACGAUCGUACUUUUAUCUGAUUCAGCACAAAUCCGACUUUCUCACUGCAACAAACGAGGGUCUUUGUCUUCUACCGCACGGUAUCCGGUACUCGCAGUUUAUGCGCUUUAUUUCUGCGUUCGAGAAGGUACAAGAUUCGGAUGUCUCUCCCCGGUAUCAUUUUGGGCAACUACGACUCACGCGGCUGAAUUUCUGGUCCAAAGUAUUCCUGCAGCGGCUGAACUUUCACAAAAUGUAUUGGCAGUACGGGACUCUCUUCGCAAAUUAUUAUGGUCCACUGCUAUUUGUCUUUGGGUGGUUCAGUGUUGCGCUCAGUGCGAUGCAGGUGGCUUUAGCGGUAGAAGAUACGAACUCGACUGCCAGCCCUUGGUAUAUCUUUGCGACUGUAUCUCGUGUGUUCUCGGUCGUGACACUUUUUGUCAUUCUGCUCUCAAUAGUUUUCCUU
Molecule: messenger RNA, 801 nt
Organism: Aspergillus ochraceoroseus IBT 24754
Lineage: Eukaryota; Fungi; Ascomycota; Eurotiomycetes; Eurotiales; Aspergillaceae
Exons: 1
Source: RefSeq, a predicted model, not a curated record